This is a messenger RNA of Sclerotinia trifoliorum, 2387 nucleotides long. Lineage: Eukaryota; Fungi; Ascomycota; Leotiomycetes; Helotiales; Sclerotiniaceae. The record is from the annotation of a GenBank genome assembly.
AGAGAGAGAUUUGAGCACCUGCCAAAUUGAUUUGUAUCUGAUUGAUCGAUGAGUGGCAGAAUUCUAGAAUCCAAUUCAAGACUAGCUUAUUCAUUAAUGUCUCCCAGUCAAGCAAAUGGAAGAGAUCAUCAGGUUCAAGCACCAACAAUUGGUAUACUCGAUGUCACAAAUCCAUGCCAUGUCUGUCCUUGUCUUCCUACCUCUGCCUAAGAGAUACUGCAGGAGAGUGGGAUUACUAAUUUAGCACUACCCACCAAGUCCAUAUGGCAUAUGCAAGUAUAACCACUGCAUCAAUAUAACAAUAACGGUAGGCGUAUUUGGGUUUGAGCUACUGACCGGAGCAGAAAGCUUGACUUUUAUCUACCAUUCCAUUUACAGACUACCCACUUCUAGACCCCAGACUUUUAGGUAAAAGCUAGCUUCAAUUUGACUUGGCUGACCUUCCGUACGUCGUUACAUUUCCUUUUCAUUUAAGACUGACUACUUGCCCGCCCUUUUUCUUUUCUGGACACUUUUCUCACAAUCUUCCUCAAAGAUUCAAAUCCCACAUCUAAUCUUUAGGUUCUUGUGCGCUUGUCACUCAAGGAGAAUGUUUAAUCGGAACAAGAAAUCCGCGGCUGAGGCCAAUGAUCUUACUGUCGAUUCGAAUUCGAGUCCAGGAAACAGUGACCCUCUUGCAGACAUUCCAAAGACAAAAUGGGAACGUCUUUGGCCAGCGAUGGCUUGCGGCUCAGGAUUAUUCUCUGAUGGUUACAUCAAUAACGUACGCUAAUCUUCUAUACUCCAAAUUCCUCAAGUAUAAAAGCAUACUAACGUUCUCCAUGCAGGUAAUCGGAUCGGUCUCUACCAUGCUCGGAAAAAUUUACGGAAAAACAUACACUGAAUCUGCCGCCGUUAAAAAUAUCUCUGCGAUUACAUUUGCUGGUACCGUUGCGGGUAUGAUCAUAUUUGGUUACACCAGUGACAAAUGGGGCAGAGCAAAUACACUUACGCUGUCUACGGUGAUUCUUAUCGUCUUUGCUGCUCUUGGCGCUGGUUCAUAUGGAUAUCAAGGAAGUACGGGGGGUUUAUUCGCGGCACUUGCUGCCUAUCGUUUCCUUGUCGGAGUAGGAAUUGGAGGAGAAUAUCCCGCUGGAUCUGUCGGUUGUUCUGAGGCUUCCGGAGAAUUAAAAGCGGGUACUCGAAACAGAUGGUUUAUUAUUUUCACAAACGUUAUGAUCGAUUGGGGUUUUGUUAUCGGAGCUUUUGUUCCAUACUUAUUGGUGGUCAUUUGCUCGGAAGAUCACUUGCGAGCUGCCUGGAGAAUUUCACUUGGUCUUGGUGUAGUUCCUCCAUUGCUCCUAUUCUAUCUUCGACUCAAAUUGAAGGAGCCAGAAGAAUUUCAGAGGUAUGUGCUAGGGUGUUGAUUAUUAUUAAACCUUGCUAAUUAUCAAUAGGGAGAGCAUGAAAAAUGUUAAAACCCCCUACGGCCUUGUGAUCAGAUACUAUUGGUUCAGACUGUUGAUAGUUUCGUUGAUCUGGUUCAUCUACGACGUAUGUAAAGAUUUAAUUUGUCGAGUUCAUUUACACUAAUACAUAGCAAUAGUUCUCCACCUAUUCAUUUGGUAUCUACUCCUCUAAGAUUCUCAGUAACAUUUACGGAGACUCAGCACCACUAUCUCAAUCGUUCGGCUGGAAUACCGUCAUCAAUCUCUUCUAUAUUCCUGGGGCUAUUCUCGGAUCCUUCUUUUCCGACUGGAUUGGACCACGAUAUGCUCUCGCGAUAGGAGUCACAUUACAGGGUAUUGUUGGCUUCAUCAUGUCCGGAUUGUACCCAGUAUUGUCCAAGGUAAAGAACGUUCCAGCUUUCGUAGUUGUAUACGGAAUCUUCCUCUCCCUUGGCGAACUUGGUCCAGGCGAUAACAUCGGACUUCUCGCAUCCAAAACCUCCGCAACUGGUGUGAGAGGUCAAUACUAUGCCACUGCAGCUGCUGUUGGUAAAAUCGGUGCUUUUGUUGGCACUUAUAUUUUCCCAUACAUUGAGGCAGCAGGCGGUGACGCAAAUGCUUCAGCACAAUAUCCAUUUUAUGUUUCGAGUUCUGGGUGUAUCCUAAGUGCCAUCUUGGCGCUUUGCUUUUUACCGCAUGUUGGGCAAGAUACUAUUACUACGGAGGAUCUGAGCUUUAGAGAGUAUUUGGAGAGUAAGGGAUGGGAUACUAAUCAAAUGGGAUUGAGAAAGGUAGAGAAUCUUGAGGAGGCUACGGCUAGACGUGAAGUUGGAGAGAAGCAGGAGGAGGUGGUUUCUUCUUCAUGAGUCAAGAAAAGAAAGAUAUACAUAAUGAAUGGGAUUGAAAGUCGAGUUUAAUUCAGAGGGUAAUUAGACAUGGAAAGAAAAGUAUUUACUGUAU